This is a messenger RNA of Harpia harpyja (harpy eagle), 1388 nucleotides long. RefSeq names its product yippee like 4 (gene YPEL4). The transcript is spliced from 2 exons. The record is from RefSeq and is a predicted model, not a curated record. NCBI's taxonomy places the organism in Eukaryota, Metazoa, Chordata, Aves, Accipitriformes, Accipitridae. The coding region runs from base 334 to 1200 and encodes 288 amino acids.
CGCCCCCCCAGCCGGCCAGCUGUCCCCCACGGGGCGGCUGGGACAGCCAGCGUCCAUUCCCCCCCCCGCGGUGGCCCCGGGGUGGCCCCGGGUCAGCGACCAUCGCCCUGUGGUGUCCCCAGGGCAGUCAGCUUCCUCCCAAGGUGGCCCUGGGACAGUGACCACGUGUCGUGUCCCCCCCCAUGAUGUCCCAGAGGCUGUGAGCUUCUUCCCACGGUGGCACUGGGACAGCCAGUGUCUCCCCUGUGGUGCCCCUGGCGUGGCAAGUGUCCCCCCGUGGUGUCCCCAGGGUGGUGAGCAUCCCCCCACGGUGUCCCCGGGCUGGCGUGUUGCAUGGUGGCAAUGCAGCGGGGCGGGGGGACGCGGGUGGCCCAGGGGACGCAGAGCCGAGCUGGUGACUCGUGCCGUGUCCCCACAGUCCUUCCAGGGCAGCCAUGGCCGUGCCUACCUGUUCAACUCCGUGGUGAACGUGGGCUGUGGCCCGGCGGAGCAGCGGCUGCUGCUGACGGGGCUGCACUCGGUGGCCGACAUCUUCUGCCAGAGCUGCAAGACCACCCUGGGCUGGAAAUACGUGAGUGCCCCCGCGCCCAGCACCCCUACCCCGCUGCGGGCGCUGCCUUGGGCACCCUAACCCCUACCGUGGGCACCACCCGGGGCACCCUGAGCCCACCCUGUGGGUGCUGCCCCAGGCACCCCAAAUCCCUGGUCUGGGCACCCCAAACCUGUAAUGUGGGCACUACCCUGGGCACCCCAAACCUUUGCUGUGGGCACCAGCCUGGGCACCCCAAAGCCAUGGUGAAGCCAGGACCCCUGGGCACCCCAACCCCACGGCCUGGGCAGCGGCGUGGCACCCCAUCGGGGGGGGGGGGGGUCUCACGCUGCCUCCCACCAGGAGCAGGCCUUCGAGAGCAGCCAGAAGUACAAGGAGGGGAAGUUCAUCAUCGAGAUGUCGCACAUGGUGAAGGAGAACGGCUGGGACUGAGGGGCACGGCGGGGGCACCCCCACCCAGCAGCACCCCUGCCCCGGCGGGCACCUGUGCUGGGGUGCUGGCGGUGGGUGCCCCCCCACCUUCGCGCCUCCCCAGUGCCCUGAGGGCACCUGGUGCCAGCCGGUGCCCCCCCUGUGGGGGCCGGUGCCCGUCACCAGCACGCGGGGGCUGUGGGGGCUUUUCUAGGGCAAUAAAGGCUUUUUUAUUUUAGGAAGGUGCUGGGUGUCACCUGCCCCCAGCGCUGCCACCUCCCCUGGCUCAGCCCUGGCACCCUGGGGUGAUGCCUGGCAUGCAGCCGGGGCCCCUGUGGGCGCCCUGGCGUGGAUGGGGCCAUCCCCGAUAGUCCCCAACUUGCCCCCCUAGCGCCUGGGCUGUCCCGUCCCCUCCCCGCAUGCAGGA